GUCCCAUAUACCGGCGCUGGCAUGAACACUGCUCGUAGCUUUGGGCCUGCUGUAAUAUUUGGAGGUCCUGCUUGGGAUAACCAUUGGGUCUACUGGGUUGGGCAGUUGUUGGGCGGUGUGGUCGCUGCUCUCCUCUACGACCUGCUGUUCGCCGUCAACUCCUCCGUGGACAAGCUCAAAUCAUGCGGCACCUCCCGCCAUUACAACGAGAGCGACACGUACGCCGUCAGCGACGAGAACCACUCCGAGAUGAAAGAUAUGCCACCUGCUAAAGUCUAACAAAAUUACGACAUGAUGGGACAUCAAUUUCUUACUGCGAGGAAGCGACAGAACGUGUUGUGUAUUGAGUUUGCAUUGCGAUAAAUCUGCUGAGUUGGAACUGCGACAAAUCUGCUUUGGGAAACGAAGAAUUAGCUGUAAUUUGAUACCGUUCGUUAACUAUAUUUCAAGUUGGCACGAAUCGAAAGGACAUCGGUUAGAUGAUCCUUUUUUCUCCUUGAAAAAGUCAGUUAUAAUUUAGCUCAAGAAGAAAACCCUUCUCACAGCUCCUCUCCUAUAACAUCCAAAGUUUGGAUUUUUAUUCGAACUAAUCUUGAAAGACUGGGUAUAAAGAGAAACUGGUGAAAGUUGCGAUAACUAGAAUUGUCACAGUCUUGAUUCGAUCUCUUCGUAGCCAAUUUGAGGCAUAGAAAAUGAACGGCACCUAAAUAAAUAUAUUCUGGCCUUUUUAACCAUUAGAGUAAAACACGAACAGAAAGAGAGAAGGUAGAAUAUAUAUUAUUUGGAAAAAAAAUCGUAAGAUUUACCUGUACUGACUUCGUAUUGAAGUUUUUUGAGAAGUUUUUUUGUAUGAUUUAGCAAAGGUGUUGCUUUCGAUAAUCAAACCGGGCUUUGCUCACUAUCUAAGGCAAUCGUAACUGUUUUCUGCAAACCCAAGCCCGAUGGUGCUGGACUCUGUAAUUCCAUUGACGAUUUUUUUUUUUUUUUUGUUUCAGCUUCUGAAUCACGAAACCAAAUUCAUUAAGCAGCUGUAUGUUUAUUUUCGUAAGCUGCCUGUAGUAACUAAAGUAAAAAGGCCACCAAGAACUUUUAAGUUCACCAUCCCUAACAAUCUCCAAAUCUGUGUCUCGUUUUCGGCUAUCUGACAGACUUGGUUUGAACUGGUACAACACUAUAACAAAUGCAUACAAUCUUUCAGGCUGGGAUUUCAGUAAAUUCAUAGUGUAUUUUUUUAAAAUCACAUUUGCCUGUCUCGAAUUAAUAGUGAAUUUUACCUGUUACUGUCGGAAUUGUACUAUUAUAUACUUAUUUUAUGAAAAACGUUAGUUUUAGUUUUCAGAACGCCAAUACGUACACAACACGAACUUCUGUGCCAAAUACACCAUUCAAUCAUCUUGGCUAUACAGCAACUUUCACAUUAAAGCGAGUUCAUUAAAAGUAAUCAUUGGCGUGAGCUGUCAUUACCCAGAGCUUCAAACGGUUCAUUUAAAACUUACAUACCAAGUCACAAUAUAUGCAAAUUUGCAGUCUCUCUAUUGGUGCGAGGAAGAGGGCCACACGCAAUGCUGUGUUACUCAGGGUGCUGAGAACUGCUCUUGGUAACUGGCAGAGCUACCAUCGAGACGAGAUCCAUUGUUAGUCAUUUUAUUUCAAUGACGUCAAUUUUUAAAAUUACUUUUAAUAUUUUUUUUAAAUCGGUAAAAUAACGCAUGGGCACAAAAGGAAAGUGAGAAAUGGAAAAGAGGGGGUAUUUAUCCAUUUUGAACAAUUACAGAAAACGGACCAGAACACAGGGCACCCCGAGUUCCACAGCAAUAUCGGUGACUUUCCUCUAAUCAGAAGUCCCUCCACGUCACAACGUCAACGUAUAGUUAUGAGGGCGCGUAAUGUAUAGUUAUGAGGGUAUUUUCAAUACACUCAAACAUUCAAGGUGUGAGUUACUUGCAAGAAAAACAACAACAAACUUGGUGUUAAACUUAUAGUAUGUUAACUAAAGCAUUUAUUUCAUAAUUUGUACAUUGUUAUUGUACACAAUAUUUUAAUAUAUGUAUAAUAUAUAUAUACACAAUUUAGCUUAAAAAACAUGUAUGAGUAAACAGCUAGUAAUUACAUAUGCUUACAUGUGUAUGGGACCAUAGGUUCCACAUAUUGAAACUGGGCUUUGUUCUUAGCUUAAUUAUACUCAAAUAUACAGGCAUGCAUUGUAGAACUAGUUUUGUAUCAUCAUAAUAAUUAUCACCAGGGCUAUAUUACAUAUAAAAUGAAAAAAAAAAUUGUAAUAAAUAUUGGAGGUCUACAAGUUAUCCAAGUAUUGUGUGAAUAUAUUGGCACCAAGUAGUAAGCUAUGAUGGCAAUUUGGCACCCUGUUUGAGAACAGGGCAAAAAAAGGCCUUUUUGUUAUGACAUUACUCCUCUACAACAAGAAGUGUAUGCCAACACCAUCCAUCUUGUCAUAAACCAUAGCAUAUGACAUCACUACCCUGCGGUGUCCUCUCUGUUGAUAUUAUCUAGUUUUAAUGCACAUGAAGUAACAUGUGACAUUUUGACAAUUACGUAUAACUACGAGUCACAGCACCGUAUGUAUGUUUAUCAAAGUUACAGUCAGAAGAAUUAAGAUUCUAGG
Messenger RNA from Lingula anatina, 2623 nucleotides. Its product is annotated as aquaporin-5-like. Gene Ontology annotation, biological process: water transport; transmembrane transport. The record is from RefSeq and is a predicted model, not a curated record. NCBI's taxonomy places the organism in Eukaryota, Metazoa, Brachiopoda, Lingulata, Lingulida, Lingulidae. Gene Ontology annotation, cellular component: plasma membrane. Gene Ontology annotation, molecular function: water channel activity.